Pelobates fuscus (common spadefoot toad) is the source of this 2653-nucleotide messenger RNA. RefSeq names its product Wnt family member 4 (gene WNT4). The record is from RefSeq and is a predicted model, not a curated record. Gene Ontology annotation, cellular component: extracellular region. Lineage: Eukaryota; Metazoa; Chordata; Amphibia; Anura; Pelobatidae. Gene Ontology annotation, biological process: multicellular organism development; canonical Wnt signaling pathway; cell fate commitment. The transcript is spliced from 5 exons. The coding region runs from base 628 to 1683 and encodes 351 amino acids. Gene Ontology annotation, molecular function: cytokine activity; frizzled binding.
CUGAGCUGACAUUCUCCGUCUGACCCAGGCAGGAGGCGCACUCACUGGGCAUUCUGUGGCACUGCUAGGAGACUUGACAUUCUGUCUGCACUGCUUGCUCUGACUCCCGGCUCCUGUCAGCAGCUAGAGGUCGCUGUGCUGCCCCUCAGCCACCUGCAGAUCACCCCUCACAGAGACAGACCUGAGACUGAGGGGUCCUCACCUCCCCUGCUGGUCCUGGCUGAUAGGGGGUGACCAUUUAUACCCAGCUCACUGGCACCUCACCCACCUCCCCAGGAAAUUAGAUUGGAGACCAAGAUACAAUGUAUCCAUAACUCUUUAUCCUGGUCUGCUCUCAUUAGCCUUUAAAUCUGGAUACAUUAACAAAAGAAGAGGGGACAUCUCCUAUCAUAUAUCUAUAUCCCAGGUGGGAGUCUUUUACUGACUACAAGAACACAUUUAUUUCAUUUUUUGGGGGAUGUUUUAUUAUUUUUCUCUUAACAAGACAGUAAGGGAGAAGACACCAUAACCACUGAGGAUCUACAACAACCAACCUGUUGCAUUUCUGUUCUAUUUUCUGUUUUUUUGUUGUUGUUGUUUUUUUGUUUUUUUGACUUUUUUUUGGGAUUCCCCCACACCUUCAUCAGGAUGACCCCAGAAUACUUCUUGAGGUCUCUGUUGAUGUUGAUUUUAGCUGUGUUCUCUGCUAAUGCUAGCAACUGGCUGUACCUGGCAAAGUUGUCUUCUGUGGGCAGCAUUUCAGAGGAAGAAACCUGUGAAAAACUCAAAGGAUUAAUUCAGCGCCAGGUUCAAAUGUGCAAGAGGAACCUUGAGGUAAUGGACUCGGUACGUCGAGGGGCUCAGCUGGCGAUAGACGAAUGCCAGUAUCAAUUUAGGAAUCGACGGUGGAACUGCUCAACACUGGACACGCUUCCAGUAUUUGGAAAAGUGGUGACACAAGGAACCAGAGAGGCGGCUUUUGUGUAUGCCAUAUCCUCUGCCGGCGUUGCCUUUGCAGUGACGAGAGCAUGCAGCAGUGGAGACCUGGAUAAAUGUGGCUGCGACAGGACAGUGCAUGGCGUCAGCCCACAAGGGUUCCAGUGGUCUGGCUGCUCAGAUAAUAUUGCUUAUGGAGUAGCAUUCUCACAGUCUUUUGUUGAUGUACGAGAAAGAAGCAAAGGAGCUUCGUCCAGCCGUGCUCUCAUGAACCUUCACAAUAACGAAGCGGGACGCAAGGCCAUCUUGAAUAACAUGCGAGUCGAAUGUAAGUGCCAUGGUGUUUCUGGCUCCUGCGAGGUGAAAACAUGCUGGAAAGCUAUGCCACCAUUCCGCAAAGUUGGGAAUGUUCUAAAGGAGAAAUUUGAUGGUGCAACUGAAGUUGAACAGAAAAAGAUUGGUUCAACCAAAGUUCUUGUUCCCAAAAAUUCUCAAUUCAAACCACAUACGGAUGAAGACUUGGUGUAUCUAGACUCCAGCCCCGACUUCUGCGACCAUGAUUUAAAGAAUGGUGUUCUAGGAACUACAGGGCGACAGUGUAACAAGACUUCCAAGGCUAUUGAUGGUUGUGAGCUAAUGUGUUGCGGGAGGGGCUUUCACACAGAAGAGGUGGAAAUUAUAGAAAGGUGCAGUUGCAAAUUCCACUGGUGCUGUUAUGUUAAAUGCAAACAGUGCCACAAAGUGGUAGAAAUGCACACAUGCCGGUGAUCUCUGGUGAGGAAAUAAUAAUUUUCAUCAUAAUGGACAAUUUUAAUCUCUCCUAACCAACUAUGUCAUUCCUUCCACCAGGACAGUUAAAGCUCCAGAGACUGCAAAACAAAUGAUAAGGAGGGACAAUGAUUUUUUUAAAGAAUAUUUAAAGUCCCAAAAGAUCAUUGAUGUAUAUUUGUGUCUUUGUCCUUAUUUAUUGCUGACAAACAAUAAUACUGUGGGUCAGUACUUCUACAUGUGGUGGAAAUUAUUUUCUGUUGCUGCUUCUAUAGGGACGGAGAAAGAGAAACGACCCACAUAAACUGCUGAAGGAUCUAAGCUCAUUACAUUAUGCAAAAACAAGAGUAAGAGAAACUGAUAUAGGAUGACCACUAUCCACGUUGUUAUUCCAGUGACAUUCAACUAACUUCCACCAAAUGACCAAAAUGACUGAUGGAUACCUUCAUUAUAUUUUUAAAUGGAAACAAAAUGGUAGCAUAGGUAUUUUAUAUCUAUAUCAUUGUAUAUAAAAUUAUAUAUUCAUGUUUUGUAUUACAAAUAUUUCUCAACAACAAAGAAUUUUCUAGGAUGAAUAUGAGAUUGAUACACAGGUUUUGUAAUAUUUUCUCAUUCCUUGAUGGAGGGCAGCCGAAGGACACAUUUGCCUGCUGGUCUUUGUAGGGUAAAAUAACCCAACCAAUGGCUUUUCCGUAUGUUUCCUACUGGAUUCCGUUGGAUUUUACAAGACAAAGAAGAAUUUGGUACUGGUUAAGCAGCAGUCUUUAUAAUGAAAUUUAAAUGUUAGGAAGGGUAUAAUCUGUACUAUUUUAUCGUUUAUAUGUUUGGUUGUUUUUCUGUUAUACUACAUCCCCAGGGUCCAUAAUUCAUGGUUUAAAAAAACAUUUGAAAGAAAAUAUUGAAUAGGUAAUUGUCUGGUAAGAGCAGGCAUGAAUUAUCAACUGAACAAGAUAAAGAAUGAAUAAUACUA